GUAAGUUGUAACACCGCUCUUGAGCUGCCUCAGUUUUGAGUUUUGACGCCAAAAAAUCAGAGCGGGAAGAGAAUAGCGGAGCCGCAGCAGAGCUGAUACGUGAGAAUGGCGGAAUCAAUACCCUUCAAAAACCUCCAUACCAGAGAAUAUCAAGGCCACAAGAAGAAGGUUCAUUCAGUAGCAUGGAAUUGCAAUGGUACGAAACUAGCCUCAGGCUCCGUUGAUCAAACUGCUCGCAUAUGGCAUAUUGAGCCCCAUGGUCAUGGAAAGGCAAAAGAUAUUGAACUAAAAGGCCAUUCAGACAGUGUGGACCAAUUAUGUUGGGACCCCAAGCAUGCUGAGUUGAUUGCAACAGCAUCGGGUGACAAGACAGUUCGAUUGUGGGAUGCUCGCAGUGGCAAAUGCUCACAGCAAGUUGAAUUAAGUGGGGAGAAUAUCAAUAUCACUUAUAAACCCGAUGGGACUCAUAUAGCUGUUGGCAACAGGGAAGAUGAACUGACAAUAUUGGAUGUUCGCAAGUUUAAGGCUAUGCAUAAGCGGAAGUUCAACUAUGAGGUAAAUGAGAUUGCAUGGAAUAUGACUGGAGAUAUGUUCUUUCUGACUACUGGGAAUGGAACGGUGGAGGUUCUAUCAUAUCCUUCUCUGCGCCCUCUUGACACACUUAUGGCUCACACUGCUGGUUGUUAUUGCAUUGCAAUUGACCCACUUGGAAGAUAUUUUGCUGUUGGAAGUGCUGAUUCCUUAGUCAGCCUUUGGGAUAUUAAGGAAAUGCUCUGUGUUCGAACAUUUACAAAACUUGAAUGGCCAGUUAGGACAAUAAGUUUCAAUCAUACAGGAGAAUACAUUGCCUCUGCAAGUGAGGAUUUGUUCAUAGAUAUAGCAAAUGUUCAGACUGGGCGGUCAGUUCACCAGAUUCCCUGUCGUGCUGCAAUGAACAGUGUGGAGUGGAACCCAAAGUUAAACUUGCUUGCUCAUGCUGGAGAUGAUAAAAACAAGUAUCAAGCUGAUGAAGGUGUGUUUCGUAUAUUUGGCUUUGAGAGUGCAUAACAACACCUACAAAACAAGCAAAGUUCCUUUGCCCAUCAUAAUUAGUGGUGGGGUACUUGAACAUGCACAGAAGGCCAUUUGCUGUUUGCAAGUGCUAUUUCUACUGUGCUAAUUGAGAGACACGUCACAAAAAUGUGAAAGGAAUACUUUUUAUUAAUGUAAAAAGAUGUCUGAGGAGGCAAUUACAAUUGAAUUAACACAAGUAGUGUUACUUUGGGCUUAUUAAGCAGUGCUGAUAAUUUGUUGCUCAAGUGAUACAAAUGCAAAACCCUGUCACCGAUUG
This is a messenger RNA of Ipomoea nil (Japanese morning glory), 1330 nucleotides long. Its product is annotated as THO complex subunit 3. Lineage: Eukaryota; Viridiplantae; Streptophyta; Magnoliopsida; Solanales; Convolvulaceae. Gene Ontology annotation, molecular function: protein binding. Gene Ontology annotation, cellular component: THO complex part of transcription export complex. Bases 106 to 1047 code for a protein of 313 amino acids. The transcript is spliced from 11 exons. The record is from RefSeq and is a predicted model, not a curated record. Gene Ontology annotation, biological process: mRNA export from nucleus.